AUCACUGGCCCUUGAUGUUGUCCGCCCGGAUUUUGACAAAAUGACAGAGGUUGUUUGAGUGGCAAAUUGUUGUGUUAAACUUUCAGCCGUCACAACACCCAUAGCAUGGACGCUCAAAAGCAAAAUAACGUUACUUACCAAGUAGUAUCGGCACAAAACCACAAUGCAGGCUUUACUUUGUAUAAAAUAUUAAUUAAAGAAUACAAAACGUCUGGUCCACUGGACCAUGUAACCGAAAGUAUUGUUUGGAAAAGAUAUAACGAUUUCAAAACCCUUCAUCAUGAACUGUUUGUGCUGCAUAGGGAACUGUAUCUUCCAGGCCGAUUCCCGUUUUUCGUGAAACCUAAGCUUUUUGGCCGUUUUGACCAAAAAGUGGUCGACGAACGAAUGAAAUGCGCGCAAGAAUUGUUAGAUUUUGCAAAUCAACACAAAGCGUUGUAUCGGUCGUCAUCGUUUAAGCAAUUCUUUGUCCACGCAAAACCGCUGGAAAAUGCAAGUGAGGUGAGAAAACUAAAAGAGAAACCAAUCGCACCAAAAGUUUUGGAAACUGAGGUCAAAACUGAGGCUGAGGUUGGUGAAGUAAGGACGGCAUCAAGUUUGGCGUUAGACGCCGCUGAUUUUAUGAUUUUUGACCCCUUUUCCCAUCAAAAUAACGAUGAAAACAUAGACGUGGCUGCUCAGAACGAAUGGUGCGGCCUUGUGCAGAACUUUAAUGAUUUUGGGCCAAGUAUGUUGCCUGUGACAACAAGUGGAACACCAGCGAAUGAAGCAAAACCAGACCUACCUACAAUUGAAGAUAGUUUCUCCCAUAUUGGGGUAACAUCAACCCCAGUAAAGGACCCCACCCCCCAUGAGAGACUACAUCAUAAACAGACCAACCCUCGCUCCAAUGGAGUCCGUUGUACCUCUGAUGUUUCAACGGAGAAAGAAAUCAUUUUGAAGCCGAAAAUAACGAGAACUAGCAGUAUAGAAAUAGCAAGAGACGAGCAUCGUAAGUCGUCCAAAGCGAGAGCGUAUCUGAACAAAGUGCGGGAAAGUUUGCCGGAUAUAUUUGACGACAAAACUGAUGACCGUGAUACGAGUGUUCCUCAUAGACACACUUCGAACAAUUUCCGUAAAAUUGCGAGCGCGUACGAGUUGCGACCAGAAACUAAUAAAUCGAAUGAAACUUCGAAAAGUUUCAUGGAUUUAAAACGAUUUUUUACAGAUUCCGAUUCAGAAAAAAUUGAGCGAAUUCCAUCGUGUCGACAUUCGUCUGCUGAUUUGUUGAAUUAUAAAGUUUUGGGUUUGACGGGAGACGUUAUACUUGUAAUAGAUGUUGAAACAAACAUGACGUAUGCCAUGAAAGUAAUCCUUAAGUCAAGCAGGAAGAAUUAUCGUGUUCGAAAAGCUGUGAUACCAACUAAUGUACCUUACAUGGUUCGACUGCAUCGGUAUUUUAGUUUAGAGAACUGUAUUUGUUUAAUAUUGGAGUAUGCUGAGGGGGGAAGGUUAUGGGAUCAGUUGGCAUCGUAUAGUGUUCCUUGUGAGGAAGAAGAUCAAUGUCCGGAUGUUAGGACUAAAGAUGAGGAGCAACCUCCCACUGAAGAUGCAGGAAAUAAUGAAACUGCGAAAGAAAACGAAGAUAAAGUUCCGGAAGAGGUUUUGGAGGAAGAUUUAGAAGAGGAAGGGAAGAAAGAUGUCGUUGGGAGCAAAUCGCUUCCGGAGGUAAGUUCUCGGAUGUUUACUAUCGAUAGCGUGAGUUUAAGUGAUGAAGAAUCCGGGUCCUCCGAUGAGGUGGAGCAAGAAGAUAACGCUUUCCUCCUCAGUGAGCAGGAUUUAUCUUUAGUUGCGAUGCAGAACGAUCCAUCGUGUAAUCGGAGUCCCUCGUUGUUAAGGAUUCGCGCGGAUACUUCGUCUCCGUGUUUAUCCAACACUAGUAGCGUGGAUGAAGGAGUUUGUAAUAUAAAGAAAGAUACGACCGAUGUUGAUGAGCACGGGAUCUCAACUGCAGAUGCGAGCGUGAUAUUUUCGAGGUCGAACUCGGCUGCGAUGUUCGAGUUAAAAGAUGAGGAAGAUCAUAAGAUGGAGAAAACACAAGAUGAGGUUGGAGAGAGAUCACCGUUUGAUGUUUUCAGGAGGAUGGAGUCCUCAGUGAGGAAGAUUUAUCGAAUCCCGGAGUCUGUGACGAAACAAUGGAGUGCUGAGGUCAUCGUUGCCAUAGGGACACUACAUUCGGUCGGGAUACUCUGUCGGAACCUCAACCCUAAUAAUAUUCUGCUGAGUAAUGAUGGUAGAAUACGACUCAGCUACUUUGGGAAGUGGAAACACGUUGAAAGAUCGCCAGGGUUCUUGGAAAAAUAUUCCGAAUAUUCUGCUCCGGAAAUUACGAGCGUUAUUUAUAAAAAAACAGAGGCAUGUGAUUGGUGGAGCCUUGGUGCGAUUAUCUAUGAACUCAUUGUCGGUAAAUCAUUAUUAGAAGCCCACCCAUUUGGUAUCGGCUCCCAUGUUACGCUACACUUUCCCGCUUUUGUAUCGGAUGAAGCAAAGUCCCUGCUACAAGGGCUGCUGCAGUUUUAUCCAACGGAGAGGUUGGGGUACGGGGUUCGAGGCCUCGAUGAGAUAAUGUGCCAUCCAUUUUACCAUGGGGUGGAUUGGAACAAACUGGUUGAGGAUUAUCGUAAAUCACAGUAGCUAGGUGCUUGUACCAGGGGUGCGUUCAUUUAUUCUUCACAUGUAGUGCAAUAACUGAAGCAUUUGUUUUGCUGUUUAUCCCUGUAUUGUUUAUAUUGCCCUGAGUCAAAAUAUUUGUCUAGAAUUUUUUCAACUGUUUUAGUGGAACAUCCAAGGGGUAUAACAUGUUGUUUGUAUCUUAAUAAUAAAUAUUGUUCUAAAAUUCUUUAUUGUUUAAUAAGUUGGUAUAUGCCACACAGUAUAAUGUUUCUAUGAGAAAAUGUUUUGCAUAUUUUUUAUUGUUCAAAAAGUUUGUAAAUGUUGGUCAGUAUAAUGUUGUUUCAAUGUUUGCGUUACAGCUUAUCUUACUUCAGUAUAAACGAACAAGUUUGUCCUAUUUUAGUAUUGAAUGAGUAAAAUAUAGAUAAAAUUAUUGCGAAGAUUUUAUGUUUUUGAACUUUUAUUAUGUCCAUAUUUCCAGGACUGCCAGUGUUAUUUAUUUCUAUGUUUUAUUUGCAUUACUAAAAAAUUUGUGCCGCACUGCUAUCAAAUUUCUGCAUUUUGUCAAAGUUUUCAACAUGAAAUAUAAGAUCUUUAUAUCACAAAUGAUAUCAAGUAACUUCCAGCAUCCCCCAAUUACUUCACAAACUCAAUACAAGCCCCCACUUUAUACGGGUUAUAAUAGAAGUAUAAUGGUGAUGGUACUUGGUGGUGCGUUCAAUGGUAGAAUUAACACUUAACUAUUUAUUUUUUUUAG
Messenger RNA from Ciona intestinalis (vase tunicate), 3409 nucleotides. NCBI's taxonomy places the organism in Eukaryota, Metazoa, Chordata, Ascidiacea, Phlebobranchia, Cionidae. The record is from RefSeq and is a predicted model, not a curated record.